This is a messenger RNA of Mercenaria mercenaria, 1847 nucleotides long. RefSeq lists its product as uncharacterized. Gene Ontology annotation, cellular component: plasma membrane; cytoplasm. Gene Ontology annotation, biological process: intracellular protein transport; vesicle-mediated transport. Gene Ontology annotation, molecular function: GTP binding; GTPase activity. The record is from RefSeq and is a predicted model, not a curated record. The transcript is spliced from 6 exons. Bases 505 to 1059 code for a protein of 184 amino acids. NCBI's taxonomy places the organism in Eukaryota, Metazoa, Mollusca, Bivalvia, Venerida, Veneridae.
CGCGGCGUUGGAACCACCGCUUUUGAGAAAGCUAUGGCCAGUGUGAUCAUUAGAUUCACCUACUGUACUCUCAACUGCUAAUUUAAUACAUACGGUAUUUGUAAAGUGAUCACCAGAGUCUAAAGGUCAGAAUGAAGUUUCAUUCAUAAGCGCGCUUUGUCACAGCGGAUUGUUUACUAAUUUACAUCUAAAAAUAGACGCUCAAAAAUCCGGUUAUAUAUAUAUAUAUAUAUACCAACCAAUCAGAAUGUAUUUGUGACAAUAUUUUCUCCACGCUGGCAUGUAUUACGUGAAAUAAAUUACGGUUCGUAAAAUGACUACACAAAUUGCAUGUGUCCAGAGAAAUACUGCUUACCUACAUCAUAUAUAAACCAAGCUGUAGUUCUACUCAGCAUUGCAAAUUUAUAUCGCUCACAGAAAAGGCAAAUAAAUAGAACAGCACACACAAGCAACUGCUACGCAGAAUUUUGUUUUAAACGGUACAUAUUUAAUUGACAUCGAAAAAUGGGACUGUUUCUUUCAAGACUGAGUAAAUUGUUUGAGGACUGGGGCACUUCGCAGGCAAGAAUCUUGAUGCUUGGAUUGGAUGCAGCAGGCAAGACAACAGUACUCUACAAGCUCAAACUGAAUGAAACAGUAUCAACUAUCCCUACAAUAGGUUUUAACGUAGAAACUGUAGCACCCGUAAAAGGCCUUUCAUUUACAGUAUGGGAUGUCGGCGGCCAGGAGGUAAUCAGACCGCUAUGUAGGCACUAUUACCCAAAGCUGGAUGGGCUGAUCUACGCCAUUGACAGCGCGGAUCGGGAAAGAAUGUCUGAGGCCCGGAAAGAGUUAUUUCAUGUUCUAGAAAGCGACGAGACGAAAGGAGUGCCUCUCUUAAUUAUAGCCAACAAACAAGAUCUCCCAAAUGCGCUGGAUCGUCCGACAAUUAUUGAGCAACUAAACUUAAACAAGCUCACUAGGUCAUGGCAUGUCCAACCUGCGUGUGCAACUACCGGAGAUGGUAUUAUAGCGGGAAUGCAAGAGCUAGCUGUACUUGUGAAAGGAAAAAAGAAAUAAAAAACACAUGGCUAAUAGAAUUCUAUCAGACAAUCAUAUCAAACGCAAAAAGGUUUGAAAAACACUAGACAGGAUUUGGACACUUAUGGUUCCUGAAUGGUUCUCGGCUUGUAACGAAAAAGUGGCAUCCAAACUCGUCGAAUAUAGGUGUCAUGAAUCUAUGGGAUUUAUUAAGAACAUGGGAACGUGCAGUUCUAUCGAACAAUGCAUCAAGAACCAUGCCUCUUCACACCACGGUACAGAUUUGAGUCUGGAAAACAUUCUGUUGCUAGCAAUAAUUAAAAUAGGUAUCCUACCGAACAUUUAUAUAAGCAUUGCAUUUUUUAUAUUAUGUAUAAAAACAUGAAAUUAUUGUCAUCAUACCUCCCAACAUGUGUUCAUAAUUAAUUCUUUGUCCAGAUUCAUAAUUUUUUAAAUGUAAACCUUUUUAAGUUAUUAAAUUAUAUUUUUGUAUUACUGAUGAUCUGUGAUAAACCUUAAUUAUAUUUUAUUGUUUCUAUGAAAUACAUUUUUCGUACAUAUUGUUAGCGUAAUGUAUAAGCGCAACCAUAGAAAUUAAUAAGAACGAAGAAAAAAAGCAGAAAGUAAACCCCAAUGAUAAUGUGAUUCCCGCGCAAACGCGAGGACGCGUCCAUUUCACGAUAACUGAUGAAAUGAUAAUUCAUAUUGCUUGUACAUUACUUAACAAGUAAAUAUCAAUAUUUGUUUCAAUCUUAGUGUCCCAUAUGUAUACGGCAAAAAGCUCAGUCGGGUAAAAUGCAGAUAACAAUAGAAAACAGCAUUCGUUU